CCCCCUCGACCUUCCCAUAUUCAUGUCCUCUAACCCCUUAUUUUCCUCAUCGUUUACCUCCUUUGCGUUGCUCCCGACGUCCUCCUCUCCAUCUUGGGUCUGAGAAGGUUAGUUGGGGGAAGGAGAAAGGAGGCAUUCCUCCGGCCACUCGUUUUGUCUUGUGAGAUCUGAUCGUCACUUCCGAAAAAAAGGUACCCGUUCACUCCGGUACUCUUCCUCGUCCCCUCGUCGUCGCUCGACCCGUCGACAAGUCACGCCCCUCCCCCCCCCUGAUCACCGUUUGGGGUCGAUAACGCCUGGUUCCGGCUCUGCUGCUUGGGUCCCGUUGACUUGGCCACCGUGGGUCUUCGACGCGUGCCCCCAUCGCAGCCAUGAGCUUCAUUCAGCGCAUCACCAAACGGCUGCCCAGUGCGCCUAGCCUCCCCUUAGAAGAUGUCUCCCGCGAAAAGGGCCACGGCUCGCCGCGGUUCGCCUUCUUCCGUCGGCGCAUUCGGUUGAAGGGCAAUUCUUCCAUUUCUAUACCCCUGGGAUUUGUUUUACUAUUUCCAUGCCUUGUAAUUGUCUUCAUUCUACUUCUUUUCGUCCGACAUCCUUCGUCUCCCGGGGGCAUCCUAAUUCCAGCGGGCACUCCGCCCUCCAUUCGCAAAAUCAGCGAAAAGCAUGACAAAGUCUUUGCCACCGGCUGUAUGCCUAUCGAUCACGCAGAAAUCGCAAAGGCCCCUCGCGCCAACGCCGCUUUCGUCGUUCUCGCGAGAAACAAGGAGCUGGACGGUGUCAUUCAGUCCCUCAAGUCGAUCGAGCGACACUUCAACCGCUGGUAUCACUACCCCUACGUCUUCCUUAACGAUGGAGACUUCGACGAGGACUUCCGGGCCACCGUGAAGAACUACACCAGCGCUCCUGUGGAGUUCGGCAAGAUCGAUAACUCCAUGUGGGGUUUCCCCGACUGGGUUGACCACGAGGUUGCCAAGGAAGGUAUUCGGAAACAAGGUGAUGCUGCUAUCAUGUAUGGUGGUAUGGAGAGCUAUCACCACAUGUGCCGCUUUUACUCGGGACACUUCUACAAGCACCCUCUCCUGAUGAAAUAUGAAUGGUACUGGCGCCUGGAGCCCGAGAUCAAGUACUUCUGUGAUAUCACAUAUGAUCCCUUCAUCAAGAUGAUUGAGGCGAACAAGACAUACGGUUUCACCAUUGCUGUCAAGGAACUUCGCGAGACAGUUCCCAACAUUUUCCGCUAUGCCUCAGCCUAUAAGCGCAAGAACAACCUGCCUUCCAAGGGUCUGUGGGAGAUGUUCCUUGAGCGCCCAGAGGAGACCACCCCGCCAGAGGGAGAGAAGAAGCAGGAGAAACUCCCCGAGGAGAUUCUACAGUCUGAAAUUGGCGACAACGGUCUCGAUGAUAUUGACCCGGAAGCCAUGGAGGGCGAAAGUUACAACAUGUGUCACUUCUGGAGUAACUUCGAGAUUGCGCGCCUAGAUUGGUUCCGCAGUAAGGAGUACGAAGAUUUCUUCCAAAUGAUGGAUCGCAGUGGUGGGUUCUGGAAUGAACGUUGGGGUGACGCACCUAUUCAUUCCCUCGCGGCCGGUGCUCUUCUCGGUGUCAAGGACAUCCACUACUUCCGUGAUUUCGGUUACCGACACACCACGAUCCAACAUUGCCCAGCCAACGCUCCCGCACGGCAAUUACCGCGUGAGCCCUACCUUGAAAAGACCACCGACGACGAGAAGAAGCGGAUUGAAGAAGACGAGUAUUGGGCUACGUCGGACCCGGUCAAGGAGAACGGAGUUGGAUGCCGAUGCCGCUGUGACACCGACAUUGUCGAUGUCGAAGGCAAGCAGGGCAGCUGCUUGCCCGAAUGGGUUGAGGUCGCUGGUGGUUGGGCCUCGCCGUAAAGCCAUCAUAAACGCCUCGGCCAUUUCUAUGCAUCGUUUCAUUACCUGCUUCCACAUGCUUUCCAUUCGGCUUCGAGCAUCACCUGGGCUUGUCCCUUGGGAGUUUUCUGCUGAAGCCUGCGUGUUAUGUUGGCCGGGGUUUCUUUUUAGGCGGCGUUCAACGGAUCUGUCGGUUUUUCUACUUGGAAGAUGGCGUGACCAUGUCUAUCAUCCAUGUUGACAUAUUCAUCUAGCGUGUUGUCCACGUCACUGGGAUUGGCAGUGUACUGUUUUUGGUUGUUCGACGGAGGGAGGCCGUCGUCUGGUCCUUCGUGGCCGUCGAUACCACGCGAUCAUAACGCCCGUUCGCCAAUGGUUAUAUAUCCUGCCCUCUCGCGCUGGCAGCCCGUCCU
Molecule: messenger RNA, 2284 nt
Organism: Penicillium cinerascens
Lineage: Eukaryota; Fungi; Ascomycota; Eurotiomycetes; Eurotiales; Aspergillaceae
Product: glycosyltransferase family 15 protein
Exons: 4
Coding region: 372-1892 (506 amino acids)
Biological process (GO): cell wall mannoprotein biosynthetic process; protein N-linked glycosylation
Cellular component (GO): membrane; Golgi apparatus
Molecular function (GO): alpha-1,2-mannosyltransferase activity
Source: RefSeq, a predicted model, not a curated record